UAGUGGGUCAAUCGCAGCGCUGAGCGAUCGCAGCUGCCAAUUCACGCUUGCCUUGGGUCUCUUCCCGCAUAGAUGAUGUCCAAAAAUCCGAGCAGAAGAGGGCAAUCGAUGGUGAUCGUGAGAUGGACAUCGCUACUGUGCUACUGGCUAUGUCUGGACAGAGUACGGGACGUGUCACACGCAGAAUGGCACAGGAUGCGCGACGUAUUCUCGAUGACAUCCAAUUGCCCGAAGACGUAUUGCAUUGCCUUGAAAGCAAGCAGGGCCCUGGAGCAGCUCCUACAGAAAGCACACAAAAGCAGACGGAUCGGCCGUGGGUCAAGAGGAGAAAGAUAGAGAAAACGAGAAGAAUCUCGCUGGUCUCCGAUAGGGUGCUCGACGCAAAUGUAGACGCGAUGCAAGGCCCACCGAGGUCUCUGGAGCCCUCGCGAAUAGAGCAUGUACAUCAAACCGAUGCUGCAUCCAAGGAAGCGCUUUGCUCGUUGACCGGGCAAGCGGCAGGAGGACAAAUUGAGAUGCGUAUCUUCCCAACCAGCUUGUCAAUCCACGACGGCUUCGUCGGGUGGUAUAGGCGCUUUCCGAUAUCUUCGGCUUUAUCUCCAGCGGUAGCUGAGGCGGUGUACGCCGAUGCACGAUCUCCGAGGAGCGAGCUGUAUGAUACUGCCAAGCGCGGUUGCAAGACCUUCGGAUCGCAGCACGCGGAGCCCAGUCCGCUGGACCUGUACUCGCCGCGCUGGGUUCGAGGCGUUGGCACUACAAAAGAAGGUUUAUGUCCAAUAUGCUACGAAGUGGGCGAGGUUCGCUGGUACAAGACCAAGAUCAGCGGUGAGCAUGAAUAUUUUGGCAGCUCAGCUAUUCAGACUGACAGAAAGGAGGACCCAGCCUACAACUACCAUAUGCAGAACAGCCACGGUGGGUCCUCGAGCCGGCUAUUGUGCCACGGGAUUGCUAGAGAUCUAACUUGUCCUGGCGCCACGACACAGGCAUCUCGGCACUGACAGGAGAGCCAUUUGAUCCACCCAUUGGGUUCAAGGUCAAAAGUAGACCACAUGCGUCUGCUUUGGAAAAGCCCAAGGUGUUAACAGGACAGUGUGAGUACUGAAGUACAGCUCAAGUUUUUGCG
Molecule: messenger RNA, 1123 nt
Organism: Ceraceosorus guamensis
Lineage: Eukaryota; Fungi; Basidiomycota; Exobasidiomycetes; Ceraceosorales; Ceraceosoraceae
Exons: 5
Coding region: 123-998 (291 amino acids)
Source: RefSeq, a predicted model, not a curated record